Molecule: messenger RNA, 1803 nt
Organism: Nerophis ophidion (straightnose pipefish)
Lineage: Eukaryota; Metazoa; Chordata; Actinopteri; Syngnathiformes; Syngnathidae
Product: WAS/WASL-interacting protein family member 2-like
Exons: 7
Coding region: 342-1301 (319 amino acids)
Source: RefSeq, a predicted model, not a curated record
CAACAACUGUCGCCCUUCAAUGACGUCAUGUCUACGCAAUCAUUCAGUCCAACGGUUACACUGGCAGUCAUGUACUGAGAGGCUGAAAUGAUCAAUAAUUAUAAUAUAUGUGCAAUUAUUGAUAGGACGUCGUACAGGAGGUCAUAAAAGUAAUAACGAAUACGACAUCGAACGUUUGGCGACGCCGCUGUUGCAUGCUGGGAAGGUGCUCAUCUCGCCAGCUCAGAAGCUAAAGGCUAGCCGGUAGCCUCCGAGUUAACGGUCCUCGCAUCUGAGCAUGCGCAUCCGGGCGGCGCGCACAAGGGCCGCGGGCACGCGCACAGGUGUGUGACAUCAUCAGGAUGCCCCUCCCCCAGGCUCCUCCCACUGGUGGACCGCCUCCUCCUCCCAGCUCCUGCCAGGUGCAAGGUGGCGGCGUGCUGCUGUCAGACAGGUGUAAAGGCGGGGGGGCGCAGUGCUCACCUGGCCAGACGGGGGACCACCCUUACAUCCGCCUCUACCAGUAUUUACACCAGCAGGGGGCGCCCCCUGAGCCAGGCGAAGGUGGCGCUCGUUCUCCCUCCGCUCGUGCGCCGGCGCCCCUCCCGCCCGCCCGUCACCAUGACGACGCUCCAAGCCCCUCCCCUGAGCAAAGGCGAGCCCCCAACGCUGCAGGCUCCUCCCACGCCCCUUCCAGUCGUCGAGGCAACGCCCCUUCCCCUCCCUCCUCCUUUGCGGACAAGCCCCUCCCUCUGACACCCGCGCCGCCAUCGCCCGCCAACAGCAGACGGCCGCCCACCACCGGAGGAAACCCCCCCGCCGUCUGCACUUCGCUGGCCCCGCCCCCUCCGACCUACCACCUGGCCGAGGUCUCGUGCGUCAACAAGAGGACCGCCCCCUUGCCGGGGGGGCACGCCUCAGCCAGAGGUCCCGCCCCCCCGCCGCCCCCGCCGUCCCCGAGCCAGUCCCACAGGCCGACCCCCCCUCCAGGGCGAGGACCAGCGAGCAGAGAAGCUCCGCCCCCUCCUCCAUGCCGGGCACCAGGUAGCCCCUCCCUCUCUUCUGACCCCCCCGCACGGGGGAAACCUCCUCCCCCGCCUUCUCGCACCCCAGCUGCUCCUCCCCCGCCUCCUCCUUCUCUCUGCCAAGGACACGCCUCCUCGCCCUCCUCAUUGGCUGAGGAUUUUGAGUCCAAAUAUUUGUUCCAUUCGCUGGAUGACUUCCCUCCUCCAGACGAGUACCGACACUUCGCCAAGAUCUACCCCAGCAAGGCCUACAGAGCCAUGAGAGGCGCUCCUCCACUGCCCCCUGUUGGCAGGUGAGGGGACAUGACUGCACGCCACUCCUAGAUGACAUCAUAUCUCCACCAAACGGCCAUGUCUUCUUUUUUUUUUUUCGUAUAAACCUUUAUUUAUAAUAUGCAACAUUUACAUACAUGUGUAACCUAUUUUGACGUCAUGUUUAUGUUACGUAUGUUCAUUUUGUUUCCAAAGCCCGCUCCACCGCAACGUGUCACCACUUCCGCUCCGAGCGCCUUCAAAAUAAGAGCUCGAGGCAUAUACUGUAUAACAGGAGCUUAACGUCCCAAAGAGGCGAGUCAGGCAAAUAAAUAAUAAUAAACAUGUCAGUGCGAUCACGUGACAUCAUGCGGUAAACAUGGAAGCUUCCGGGAGAUCCCGCUGUGGUCGUUUUCUGAAUCCUAUCUUUUAUUUUGAAAGGUGUGUCGCUGCCGUGGCCACGUGACUGGAGUUGUAGCUGUGACGUAAAUAUGAUUGACGUCAACGUGUAGCGUAAUGAUGACCAAUAAACAUGCAUUUCAAUGAA